AUGUUCUCUCUCACUCACGCAGCGGCGCAGGCGAUCAUACGUGACUCUGCACUUGCGGUCACUCAGGGCACGGAGGACUUUACAUCGCGCACUGCAAACGGCAACAACAUCAAUGCUCUCCUGCGCAUUCUCGGGCGCUUUGAGGGCAAGAACGCUUUCAGCCGUUCAGCAGAGAGCUGGCAGCUGUCAAAGGAGGUGCUCGCCUCUACAGUUGAGCAAUACCGCGGAAAGGUCCUCGAAAAUCCCGCCAUUAGUGAGGCGCAGCGUGCCUACCUGCAGGCAGCCAUCAACGCAGUUGACCUUUUCUUCGAUGCUGCACUUGCGGCGCAUCGCCUUCUUGAAGUGGCCUCUAUUCGCGAGCAGUUCAUCGUCUAUCCUACUAUCAGGCAGGAUUAUCGCGGUGGUCUACCUGUUGUGGAGAACUACAGUGUCUUCCAUACCAUGGCGGAGUGGGAACAAUUACAGGAUGUCUCAGUUGGCACAGGCGAGCCUCAGCAUGGCAUAGGCGCGGACGAGCAUGUGGAUGUGGCGCAGGGUGAAUUGGAGGGCGCUCAUGAAGACCUUGGGUCAGAGUCUGAUAGCGCGCAGUCGAUGAUGGAGAGCAGCGAGGACAACGAUUCUGCCAGUGACGGCGACGUUGCCAUGCAGGCAAUGGCAGGCUCAUCCUUCGAAGUAGAUGAAGCGCUUGAUAUCGACCAGGAGGCCAUUGAGGACGCGAUACAGCAUGCAAGUCCUUCGCUGCGCGUCGAGCUGGCUAGCACACGCCGCACUCUACACCAGGCGCGCCUCCUGCUGCAGACAGCUUUUGACUUCAAGGUGACCUGCGAGAAUGCAAUCAACAACAACGACCGCGUCCUCAACUUCAUGGAUGAUAUCAAUACAGAAGUUCGCGGACAAGAGGAGUCUGCCAUCCUCUGCGCCGACCUCGCGAACGAGAUUGAGGUCCUGGGCGAGUCUGAUGGUCAGACUGCAUCUCCUCUUGUUGGCCGUCUCGUGCAGGCUGCGGGCGAUAUCGCUAAGAAGAAGAACAAUAUCUCGGACGCCGCCUGCCGCACUGAGGAUUACGCAUUCAUGGCGAACUCAUUCAACGAGAAGGCGCUGAAGAAGGCGGACGAUAUGGUCACCUUUGCUACCCGCUCGGUUGAGCAGUACAAGGACUAUCUCGAGCAGCUCAUAGAGCAAUGCGAGGCGGAGAGGCUUAUGCUCGCUGACGAAUAG
This is a messenger RNA of Peniophora sp. CBMAI 1063, 1218 nucleotides long. Lineage: Eukaryota; Fungi; Basidiomycota; Agaricomycetes; Russulales; Peniophoraceae. The record is from the annotation of a GenBank genome assembly.